AUGAACCACCAACCACCAACCAUGACCACCCCCACCCUCGCCAAAGCAACCUACGUCCUGCACAAGCCCCUCGACAACGGGCUCUUCCUCGCGCGCCGAACAACAGACGGCGAGCUCCUCCUCGCCCGACCCCUCCACAACACCACCACCACCACCACCACCACCACCAACAGCGAGCAUAUACAAACCAUGUCCCUACUAGCCAGCGGCGCGGCCGUGCCCGCGGCCAACCUGCUCAACCACGAGAACAUUGUCUCGAUCCACGACGAGCUGGUCGACGUGCCGCUGCACCUGCGCGGGAACCAAAACGACGGCUCCGUCGACGCGAGCGACCCGCUCGGCGACGGCACCGCGCGCCGCAUGUUCCUGUGGGACUACCCCGACGCGGGCACGCUGCGCGACGUGCUGGAUGAUUUUGCGCCGCUGCCGUUGCAGCAUGCUGGCGGUGGUGGUGGUGGUGGUGAUGGUGGUGGGGGGCUGCCGAGUUUUGAUCCGGUUGAGGUGGGUGGGUUCCUGCCCGAGUCGUUUGUCUGGCAUGUUGGGCUGGGGCUGUUGCGGGCGCUGCAGUGGCUGCAUGAGGGGGUGAGGGAUACGUAUUUGGCUGUUCCUGCUGCUGGUCGGUUCAAGGGGUUUAGGAGGCUGAGGGGGAAGACGGAUGCUGAGUUGGAUUGGAUGCCGGUGCUGCAUCGCAAUCUGAAGGCGGAGAAUGUGUUUCUGCAGCAUCCUAAGGGGUUUGAGACGUAUGGGGCGGUGAAGCUGGGAAGCUUUGAGAAGUGCCACAUCUCGGGGAGCGUGGCCAAGCUGAAGGGGGUGCCGGUGGUGGCGAUGGAGACGGAGGAUGGAGUGCCGUUGGGAACGCUGAGGGAGAGGACAGGCAGGUGGAAAAGGGAUGGGUUGGAUGUCCCGAGGUCCCAACGACCCUAUACCCGAGGGAGCGAAUUGUUUGCAGUCGGGGCGCUCCUUUACCGCAUGAUGUGCAGCCGGGAGCUGUCACCAGCCGAGGACUGCCCGAACUGCGGCUGCAUUCACAUCACCAGCAACGAUGCGGCCGAGUACACUCCCUGUCCGCAUGAAUGUGUCGGGGAUGUCAACAUUGAUACCGUCUUCGACCCCUUGUUCAACUACACGGCAGGCCUCAAAAGAUUCGUCAGCUUGUUACUACGGCUAAACCGCAACGACGACUGGUCGGCUAGCGAUGUCCUGAAUACUGCGUGGCCCGGGUAUGAGAAUUGGGCGGAAAACAGUGAAGAUGGGCAGCUGUAUCGGGACAUUUUCGAUGACAUUUGGUUGCGCAAGCAUAACCAGUCGAGGUACAAGAAGCGGCGUCGAGUGGAGGAUGAAGAGGAGGAGGUGGAAGAAGAUGCUAUGGAGCUGGACGAUAAUGUUUUGGUUGUAUACCCAGCUUCACUGCCCAAGCACACUACCGCCACCAUGUCGCGAAUACUACCACCGCCUCCCCCGCUGCUUCUCACCAAGCGGGUCACAUCCUUCCUACGAGCCAACCUCUCGCCACACAUCCACUCGGCCAUGCUGACUACUCCGGCCGGCAGUCUGCUUGCCCAUGCCAGUAAUCUCCCGGCCAGCGCCCUCCGUCGCCAGGCUGCCGUAGCCGCAUCACUCUGGGCGCUUCAGGGCCCGUCUCACACAGGCCAAUCGUCCGAACAAGCGACCUCGUCGAUUGUGCCCGGCAGCACCGUCCGAACCCGGAAGGGGGGCAAGCACUCCCCACCGACCGUCACGGUACAGCUCGAUAGCGGCGCCCUAUUCGUCAUCCGCCGCCUGCGUUGCGGGAUGCUCUUCAUCUGCAUGGGCGGCGCCGAAAGCGCCGCGUCCGGCCGACUCACCCCGACCCCUCCCGCUCCGCACAGCACCUGCCUGAGCCGCAGCCCAGCCCCAAUAUCGCCGACGACAGAACCGCCGCCACAAAACCAACCGCCCCCCGACGGGACGGCCACCUCCUCCCAAGCCGCCGACCCAUCAUCCACCACCACACCACGCCCUUCAACCCCCCCACCACCAUCUCCCGCCGCGCCCCCGCCGAUAAUAACCAGCCCGCCUCCCCCAUCCACCACAACCACAAACAACACCACCACCACAGGCAACAACAACACCACAACCACAACCACCACAACCAAGACCCCACCAGGCAACGGGACACCAAUCCCGGGCUCGCCCUCACAAGCGUCCAUCAUCUCGACGCAGACGGCACACACGACAGGCGGCGCGUCGACCGCUAGUACGGCAACGGUGUCGGCCGGCGGGGCCAGCGCGUCGGUGAUGCGGCGGCACGUGGAGGAGCUCGCGCGCUGGCUGGACGAGAGGCUGGGCGGGCUGUGCGUGCCGGAGGAGGGGAUUGGGAUGGGGGUGGGUGUGGGAGUGGGUGUUGUGGGGGGUGGGGGCGGGGGCGGGUUGGAGGUGAGGUAG
Molecule: messenger RNA, 2424 nt
Organism: Chaetomium fimeti
Lineage: Eukaryota; Fungi; Ascomycota; Sordariomycetes; Sordariales; Chaetomiaceae
Exons: 3
Coding region: 1-2424 (807 amino acids)
Biological process (GO): protein phosphorylation
Molecular function (GO): ATP binding; protein serine/threonine kinase activity
Source: RefSeq, a predicted model, not a curated record